Messenger RNA from Emiliania huxleyi CCMP1516, 1419 nucleotides. RefSeq lists its product as hypothetical. The coding region runs from base 353 to 1213 and encodes 286 amino acids. The record is from RefSeq and is a predicted model, not a curated record. Lineage: Eukaryota; Haptophyta; Isochrysidales; Noelaerhabdaceae. The transcript is spliced from 5 exons.
CUGCUCGUCCAGCGCCAGCGAAUGGCGAGCUCGCUCGGCUCCCUCCCUGCCUGUCUGCCCAGGAGUCCCACGCCGGAGCCGCCACGGGGACCCUCGAGCUCCUCCGCGCCGCUCCGCGUCACGGUCGGCAAGUGGCGGCGCGAGGGCGGCGUCGUGGCGUACGAGGUGAGCGUGGCAGUCGGCGAGGAGCAGUGGACGGUUUGGAAGCGAUUCUCCGACUUCCGUUCGCUGCACAGCCUCUGCGCGCACACGCUGCGCCUCCCGCCGUUUGCACUCCCGCGGCUGCUGCUCCAGUGAGCUGCACGCGGCUGCGCCUCGUCCUCGCCGACGAGGAGAGACGGAGGCCGAGGAGAUGGGGGAGCUCGGCGCGGCGCCCUUCGAGGAGAGGGAGGAGCGGGCCGCCAUCGUGCUGCACCAGCUCUACUCCGCCCUCGGCAGGGCGGGAGAGCCGACUGACCAGCCGAGUGGAGACGCGUCCCCUCCUCCCUCCUCCGCCGGCGCGGCCUCCUCCGCCGCGACGAGCGACGCGGGCGACGCGGCGGACGGCGGCGGAGGCCUGCCCGCGCCGCCGCGCCGGAUGCGCAGGAAGAGCUCCUGGGUCGUCCGCGAGAAGGGGACGACCUUCCAGACCCACGCGCGCCAGCGGCCCGUCACGCCGCCGCCCAAGCGGAGGGCGGCGCCGCAGGAGGCUGCAGCGCCCUCCAGCGUGCCGCUCCGCCGCGCUGCAGACUCGCCCUCGGCCGCCCCUCCGCCCCCGUCCGCCCCGGCCGCCGCCCGGCCGCCGCGCCGCGUGACGAUGGCGGAGAGCGCGACGGCGGGCCGGCCGGUGGACCGGAAGCAAGUGCGCGAGCUGGCGGCGGUGCUCAGCCGCCGCGCGACCAGCGGCAACCUCGCGGCCGCGCCGCCUCCGCGGCCGCGCGUCGCUGCGGGCCGGCAAGCCGAGGUCAACAAGGAGCUGCGGGCGAUGCCGUCGGCGCUGCGGCAGCGGCAGCUCGCCGCCACGCAGCGGCUGCUCGCUUUCACGUGCCGCAUCCUGCCAAAGGUGCAGCUCAAGGCGGUCGAGGUCUGCUACGACCACCUCGGCCUGGCGAUGGCGAUCCCGAUCGACGUCUCCUUCGCGGAGCUGGCGCUCAUCUGGCUGCUGCUCGCCUUCCCGAACGCGCCGCGGAGGGGAGGGCUCGCGCGGCCGCUCCGCCAGGCGGGCCGGGCCUGACCGGCUUGGCGGCCCCGCGGGAGGCAGCCUUCCUUGUCGGUAGAUGUAUACACGUCUCGCCGCACGUGCAGUGUGUGUUCUGAGGCUGUUUGGGUGUACACGCAUGGUGGUCUGAUUCGACAGUGCUCGCUUUUCAAAGCAGCGGCGAGAGUGAAAGAGAGAGUGAGAGCGAGUUAUGACUUUAUUCUCUGCGAAACUAGGACCUC